AUGGCAGAACCAGACGAAGAAGCAUUUCCGGAUCCUACUACAAUUACUUGGAGAAGUAUAGAAUGGAUUCAAGCUCAACCCGAAGGACUUAAUUCAAAUAAUGUAUUAAAUUAUUUUGCUGAAUCAACUUUUUGGGAUCCAUUAUGCAACAAUGCUACUUUACAAAUGCAAACACGUUAUAAUGAUUUAAAAGAUUUAAAUAUUGUUUUAAAAAAAAUGAAGGGAAUUGAAUUUCAAGUUGUUCUUGAGAAACCUCCAGUUUUGUGGGUAAUCCGUAAACAGAAUAGGUUAAACGAAUGGGAAGUAAGUCCGGUAGCAACAUUCUAUGUUUGGAAUAAUAAUAUUUAUCAAGCACCAAAUUUAUAUUCUAUUAUUGGAAAUCGGGUUGUAACUUUUAAUAAAGCUUAUAAUCAAGUGGAAUUUCAUCCCGCAACUGGAUAUACGUGGAAAUCGGAAUCAUCGAAAGCUAGAAUGAUUCAACAACAACAACCUAUAGAAUUAGUAAAUUUUCGAUCAUUUAUCUUCUAUACUACCAACUUUGAAUUCAGGACUUCCUAA
Molecule: messenger RNA, 558 nt
Organism: Diversispora eburnea
Lineage: Eukaryota; Fungi; Glomeromycota; Glomeromycetes; Diversisporales; Diversisporaceae
Source: the annotation of a GenBank genome assembly